Andrographis paniculata is the source of this 4043-nucleotide messenger RNA. Its product is annotated as systemin receptor SR160-like. The transcript has a single exon. The record is from RefSeq and is a predicted model, not a curated record. Gene Ontology annotation, biological process: protein phosphorylation. The coding region runs from base 214 to 3795 and encodes 1193 amino acids. Gene Ontology annotation, molecular function: protein kinase activity; protein binding; ATP binding. Lineage: Eukaryota; Viridiplantae; Streptophyta; Magnoliopsida; Lamiales; Acanthaceae.
UACGAUAACAAUAAUGAAUGAUUGAUUCUUCUUCCUCUUCAUUCUUCCGUUCUAACAUUGGAUAGAUAGCAGCACACGUCUUACGUUGCUUCUUCCUCCUCCCCUCUCUCUCUCUCUCUCAUACCUCUUUCUCUCUCUACUGAUCACAAACAGAAUCAUGGCUAGAAAGAUCUCCAAAACCCUCCAAUCAACCCUUUAAUUUGACAAAGGAAGAUGAAAUCAUAUUGCAACUAUUUCUGCAACUUGAUCACAUCCACCUUCUUCUUCUUCUUCUUGUCCAUUGAAGCUUCCUCCAAUGGCCUCCGCAGCGACGCCCAGCGCCUCAUUUCUUUCAAAAACUCCCUCCCUGACCCCUCCCAGCUCCCCAACUGGGACCCCGCCGCCUCCCCCUGCACAUUCGCCGGCGUCACCUGCAACAACUCCACCAGAGUCUCCUCCAUCGUCCUCUCCGACCAUCUCCUCAGCACCGACUUCUCCCAAGUCUCCACCUUCCUCCUCCCCCUCGACACCCUCGACACCCUCGUCCUCAAAAAUGCUAAUCUCUCCGGCGAUAUUGCUUCUGCUCCUAUCCCCUCCUGCACUCCUUCCUUGCGCUUGUUAGAUCUGGCCGGAAACGCCAUUUCCGGCCAUGUCUCCGACGUCUCAGCUAUCAGGGCUUGCCCCGGCUUAGUUUCCCUCAAUCUCUCCCAGAAUUCCAUGGAUAAUUUUGGUAAGGAUGUUCCUGUUGAUCCAGGCUUUCCCGGCUUGCCCCUCCUCCGAGUUCUUGACAUUUCCGGCAACAAAAUCUCCGGCUCCGGCGAAAGCGUGGUUUCGUGGCUAUUGUCCGAUGAGUUCCCGGCGAUGGAGAUCCUGUCUUUGAAGAGUAACAGACUGUCGGGGAGCUUGCCGGAGCUGAACCUGACGAACAACAAUUUGAUGCAUUUGGACCUUUCCCUAAACAAUUUCUCCUCCAAAUUCCCAUUCUUCGCCUCCUGCCCUAAUCUGCAGCACCUCGACAUGUCUUCCAAUAAAUUCUACGGCGAAUUAGGUGACUCACUUUCCUCCUGCCGGAAACUCACCUUCCUGAACCUCACCGGCAACCAUCUCUCCGGCGAGGUGCCGAAUCUUCCGAGCGGGAGCAUCGAGUACUUGUACCUCCAGGACAACAAUUUCCAGGGCGUUCUUCCGCCAUACUUGUCUGAUUUCUGCACAACUCUCGUCGAAUUGGAUUUCUCCCGAAACCUUCUGACCGGCACUUUGCCGGAGAGCCUCGCCGCCUGCUCUGCGCUGGAGCUUCUCGACAUCUCCGGCAAUAAUUUCACCGGCGAGCUGCCGAUCGACACUCUUUUGGAGCUGACCAGUCUGAAAACUCUAGUCAUGUCUUUCAACGCCUUCGUCGGCGACGUUCCCGGCUCUCUGUCUAAAAUGGUGCAUUUGGAAACUCUCGAUUUGAGCUCCAACAACCUGUCUGGUUCGAUCCCCUCCGGCCUCUGCAAAGACCCCGGCAGCAGCUUAAAGGUGUUGUACCUUCAGAAUAACAUGUUGGACGGCGUCAUCCCCGACGGUCUCUGCAACUGCUCGCAGCUGGAAUCGCUCGAUCUCAGCUUAAAUUAUUUGACAGGAACAAUUCCUUCCAGCUUAGGCUCCUUGCCCUACCUCAGAGAUAUCAUCAUGUGGCUGAAUCAACUCCAUGGCCAAAUCCCACAAGAGUUUCUUCACUUGCAGAGCCUCGAAAAAUUGAUUCUUGAUUUCAAUUACUUGUCUGGAUCGAUACCCGAAGGCCUAAGCAACUGCACAAACCUGUAUUGGCUCUCCCUGUCCAGCAAUAACUUCUCCGGUGCAAUUCCGGCGACUUUAGGCCGUCUGGCAAACCUCGCGAUCCUUAAGCUUGGGAACAAUUCACUGUCGGGGAGCAUCCCGCCGGAGCUAGGGGAUUGCCGGAGAUUGAUUUGGUUGGACCUGAAUACGAAUCUCCUCGACGGGAUCAUCCCUCCGGCUCUGUUCAAGCAAUCCGGCAACAUUGCCGUCGAAUUGCUGACAGGGAAGAGUUAUGCAGAGAUUAAGAAUGAUGGAACCAAGGAGUGUCAUGGAGCUGGGAAUUUGCUCGAAUUCGAAGGUAUCCGUCGGGAGCAGCUCGAUCGAGUUUUGUCGAGGUAUCCGUGUAAGCUCACCCGAGUGUACCACGGCACCAUUCAGCCGACGUUUAACCACAACGGGUCGAUGCUUUUUCUCGAUCUUUCGUACAAUAAGUUGGAGGGCGUAAUGCCGAAGGAGAUCGGAUCGAUGUACUAUUUGUUUGUGCUGAGUUUGGCGCACAACGAUCUCUCCGGCCCGAUCCCGCAAGAGCUCGGAGGGUUGAAGAACCUCGCGAUACUCGACUUGUCGUAUAACAGGCUUAACGGGACGAUUCCGCAGGUCAAGCUCACGUUCGGCGAGCUCGACUUGUCGAACAACAAUCUCUCCGGAAUGAUCCCUCCGGUGGCUCCGUUCGACACGAUCCCAGAAUAUCGGUUCGCGAACAAUUCCGGACUCUGCGGGUUACCCCUCCCGCGCUGUGGCUCGGGAUCGCGCCCGGAAACCGACCUGCUGCAUCAGAGAUCGAACCGGCGACAAACUUCCCUCGCCGGGAGUGUAGCCAUGGGUUUGCUACUCUCGUUCUUCUGCAUUUUCGGAUUGAUCGUUUUGGCCAUCGAGAUGAGGAAGCGUAGGAAGAAACGAGAGGUGUCUCUCGAUCCGUAUCGGGAUCACGACUCGAACACGGCGCCCAGCCCGUGGAAGUUGAGCAUCAACCUAACGACGUUCGAAAAGCCUCUCAAGAAGCUCUGUUUCGCGGAUCUUCUCGAAGCGACGAACGGAUUCCACCACGACAGCGUGAUAGGCUCUGGCGGGUUCGGCGACGUGUACAAGGCCCAGCUGAAAGACGGGAGCGUCGUCGCGAUCAAGAAGCUGAUACAUAUCAGCGGCCAGGGCGAUCGGGAAUUCACCGCCGAAAUGCAAACGAUCGGGAAGAUCAAACACCACAACCUUGUGCCGCUUUUAGGCUACUGCAAGGUUGGCGAGGAACGACUUUUAGUGUACGAAUACAUGAAGUACGGGAGCCUUGACGAUGUCCUGCACAACAGGAAGAAAGCCGGGAUCAAGCUCGACUGGCCCGCGCGACGGAGAAUUGCCAUCGGAGCAGCGAGAGGGCUGAAUUUCCUGCACCACGGCUGCAUUCCGCAUAUCAUCCACCGCGACAUGAAGUCGAGCAACGUCCUGCUCGACGACAAAUUGGAGUCUCGAGUCUCUGAUUUCGGAAUGGCUCGACUGAUGAGCGCGAUGGACACACAUUUGAGCGUGAGCACGUUGGCCGGGACUCCGGGAUACGUCCCUCCUGAGUACUACCAGAGCUUCAAAUGCUCGACGAGAGGCGACGUCUAUAGCUACGGGGUAGUCCUCCUCGAGCUGCUCACGGGGAGACAGCCGACAGAUUCGAGUGAUUUCGGGGAUAAUAAUCUCGUCGGGUGGGUCAAGCAGCGUGGGCAGAUGAAAGUGAGCGACGUCUUCGAUCCUACGUUCAGGAAAGACGAUCCCGGGUUGGAGCUCGAGCUUCUGCAGUACUUGAAGAUCGCGUGCGCCUGCCUCGACGAUCGCCCAUGGAAGCGACCCACGAUGAGCCAAGUGCUCGAUAUGUUCCGCGAAAUUCAGGCCACCAGGUCGGGGAUUGAUUCAACAUCCUCCGCGGCGCUUCACGAGGACACGGGUCUUUGCGACGCGCCCAAUGGAAUCGAAACGAGGAUCGACGAAGGCAACGAGACCGCCGCCGGCGGCCGGUAGAGAAGGUUAUUCCGGGAAGAAUUCAGCAGCAUUAUGUAUGUGAUGUAUUAUUCUUUAAUUUUGUUGUAGCUAGAAAUAUAUGUUCAAGAAGACUCAAUGGCUACUGCAUUUUGCCUGUACAUACAUAUAUAGAGGGGAAGGGGGAUUACAGUGUAAGAAACAUGCAUUAAUGCUUAUGCAUGGAUCCUCGUACGUGAAUUUGCGGAAGGGUUUUGGGAGGGGACAUUGAAGCAUGCAUGGAUUUGAUU